UUUUUAAUUUUUGCAUGUCUCAUAUCAAGUUUUAAAAGAAUUACCAAUUAAUUUAUAGCUUCACAUUAAAUUUCGAGAAUAGAUAAUAAUUUAAGCUUUUCUUAAUAACAUAUACAUUAUAUUCUUUGGUUUAUAGAAUGACAACGUCUUUUUUGGGUUUUGGAUACUCCUGUGUUGUAAUACAUGUAAAGAGACAUUCGAUUUUGUCAGACAACCUUAUUACUAUUAACAGAGAACGUAUAACGUGUAUUUUACCUUCUCUGCUAUUAAUAUUGCUAAUGGAGACUGCAUAAGCUGCGUUUACAAGGGGACUCUUGUCGCUCAUUAUCGGCAAAUUCUCUUUUGGCCAAAAAAGAGUCAAGCAACUUGAAUCGAAUUUCCUAAUCUUUCGGGAAUUACAAUAUUAAAAAGCCAUAAUUUUUUCGCGUGUAAGCUGGGACAUAUGUUUAUGUCGAAGUUAAUGUAAUAAUAAUAAUAUAAGUUAGGCAAUUUAUCGAUAUUCGAAAUUCGAUAUUUCGCAGACACAACUAAUUACAAAUAUUUACGAUCAAUAUUUUUCGUUUUCUAAAUAGUGUGUUUUUUAAGUUUUACAUAUACAAUCUGAUAAAUGGCUGAAUCAGUUCGUUUGACAAACGAUGAUUUUCGUAAACUUUUGGCUACUCCUCGUCAACCGCCACCGGGGAGUACACCUUCUGUAAAUUCUACAGCAGCUACAUCGUCGUCCACAGAAAAGAAAAAACCUCCAGGUUCAAGUAGCGAACGCAAUGAUUUGCGUCGAAAAAAGAAAAAUUUCUAUGCAGCACUUAAAAAACAAGAAGAUGGUAAACUGCAACAACUGUCCGAAAAAUAUCGCGAUCGAGCCAGGGAACGCCGCGAUGGGGCAAAUCCAGAUUAUCAAAACGUUAGCACACCUGGUCAUAGUAGCACUAAUGCUUAUCGUGCUGUUGCCCCGGAUUUAAAAUCAGGCAUAGAUGCAGCUGAGCGGCGUCGUCGAAUUAUACAGGAAUCUAAAUUUUUAGGUGGUGAUAUGCGACACACGCAUUUGGUGAAGGGUCUCGAUUAUGCCCUUUUACAAAAAGUCCGUUCUGAAUUACAAACCAAAGAGGUAGAAGAACAAGCAUUGGCAGUUGCUGCAGCUACUGAAAAAUUAGCAGAAACCGCUGCAGCUGAACAAGCUGAAGCUGAAAGCAAGGAUGCUGAUGAUCAUAUGACUAUAAAAACCGCAAUGGCGCGAAAUAUUUUCAAUAUAAUUCAAGCUCGACGCUCCAAAGAAGUGUCUUGUAAUGAACUAUUUGCUCCAGGUCGCAUGGCCUACGUUAUUGAUUUAGAGGACGAUUUGGGUGAAACCGAUAUUCCAACAACAUUAAUACGGUCAAAGUUUGAAGUGCCUGUUAAUAGAGAAGAUAUCGCCACGCUUACUACAAAUGAUAUAGUUAUAAAUAAACUUUCACAAAUUCUCUCCUAUUUACGUGCUGGUGGGCGCAAUAAAAAAAACAAGAAAAGAGAUAAGGAUAAACCACUUUUCUAUGAAAAAGAAAUGGAACAAACAUUCAAUAUUACUGGAUUAAGUGAUGGUGGUGGUUUAGCUGGUAAAGCUUUAGGUGACAACAUAUACGACGAUAUUGGAGAUUAUCAACCAAAUUCUAAGAAGGAAGGUUUAAAAAUAGAUAACAAUAACCCAAAAGCUGUGGCUGGUUCUUACUUCGCAGACGUAAAAGGUAAUGAGGAUUCCGAGCCGGCGCUAGUAACUAAUAUACCACCGCCGCCAAAGAUUACAAAGGCGAUAGCUUCGCGCUUUGCUAAUGAACCCGAAGGUUAUGCUGAGUGUUAUCCAGGAUUAGAAGAAAUGAAUGAUGCCAUCGAUGAUUCUGACGACGAAGUAGACUAUACCAAAAUGGAUUUGGGCAAUAAAAAAGGACCUAUUGGUAGGUGGGAUUUCGAUACACAAGAGGAAUAUUCCGAUUAUAUGAGCACAAAGGAGGCUUUACCCAAAGCUGCAUUUCAAUAUGGUGUCAAAAUGCAAGACGGUAGACGAACUCGAAAAAACAAAACAGAGAAGAGCGAAAAGGCAGAAUUGGAUCGCGAAUGGCAGAAAAUACAGAAUAUUAUACAAAAACGAAAGUUUCCUAAAGGAGGAGCAGAAGAGCCCGACUUCAAAGCUGCUAAAUAUUAGUAUGCAAACAUUAAUGCAGCAAAACACAAAAUUAUCUAAAAAGUUAUACAGAAUAGUUUCACAUUUAUUCUGUAUCAUUAAUUUAUAAUAUCGACAACAACUUGGGCAUUCCCAACUAUUUGGUAGGUCUUCAUUUACUACACCUUUAGCGUCCGCGGCAUCGUCGGUGCCGUCCAAUAACGACCUCGCGCAGUCAGGAUGCGCAAUUUCAUAACACACCGAACACUCCAUUAGCGUCGAAGGUCCCUCGAGUGAAGCCAGCUGCUUAGUUUGUGGGGACACGGGUACUUGCCGCCAGCCGUCCAAAUGACACACGAAGCACUGUGCUGUCACCGGCAACAUGGGCGAGAGACAUUGACGCAUCAUACAUGUUUGCUUAGCGCGUCCAGGUCCACCGAAUUUCACCAUGUCCAAACAGAAGCUGCAUUCCCCACAAUCGGAACGCUGGCAAGCGGCGCAGACUUUACAGCGCGUUCGCCGUCGACGCGGUUGACCAGUACCGGUGACAUUUGGCGACAACUUUGAAUCGUUCGGCGAAAGACAAGAGUUUUCGGUAGUGUUAACGGCAUUUGUGUUAUGUGUAAGUGGCUGUGUAUGUGAAUUGUUUUGUGUUUGGUUGGUUGCAGCAACGGUUGUUCCAGUUGAAAUGGUUGUUGUUGCUGUUGAAGCUGAGUUAUAACUUGAGCAAGAUGCGAUAACACUGACAGUGUUGUUGGCCUGAUGUGCCGCUGCAGCUACAGCAUUUGCGAGAUGCAUCUUCUUCGGAGGGCGAUACUUAA
Bactrocera oleae (olive fruit fly) is the source of this 2952-nucleotide messenger RNA. RefSeq names its product IC cytokine homolog beag (gene beag). Gene Ontology annotation, biological process: mRNA splicing, via spliceosome. Gene Ontology annotation, cellular component: nucleus. The record is from RefSeq and is a predicted model, not a curated record. Lineage: Eukaryota; Metazoa; Arthropoda; Insecta; Diptera; Tephritidae.